ACGGAAAUUGGAAAGAAGUCAUCGUUGACGUGUAGUGGCAAUUGUUCGCGGAUUAAAUGCCUUGCUGUGGAUAAGUUCAUCCACCAAAAUCAUACUACCGGUUUAGUGAUUUAAAGUUAGUAAGCAACUAGAAGCCACCUCAGACAUAUACAUGAAAUAUACUUAAGCACUACUAUCUCAAAAUAGCACAUCAACAAUCAGUAUUAUAAGAUAACAGGUGUGCGUAGUCAUCUCUUACCUCGAAGAUAAAAACAUACACCACAGCUGGUUGACUAAAUAGCACCCAGAGUACAUGUUCGGUUUAGUACUGCGAAACGUCUUAGAUUCAGUAUUUGCCUUCUCCCCGUUGGAAGUGGGCAACAUGCCAUCUGCAUCUGACGCUCCUCCUGAGUCUCAUAAAAUGCUCGUGUCCAGACGCCAAUGGCUGGUGGAAGGAGCGGCGACGGGUGAGUGGCCGUGUGGUCGCAGUGGCCAUACAGCUGUGUGCGACGAUGGGGGCGAGAACAUGUUUGUCUUCGGUGGUUACUACGACAGGCGCUGUGUGAACGACAUGUACCGUCUGCACAUCCCUACCAUGACGUGGACAUGCCUAGAGUGCCGGGGAGACGUCCCCAAAGGCGUUGCAUCGCACACGGCUGUGAUGGAUGGCUCGUACAUGUUUGUGUUUGGAGGUUCCGGCUUUCCAUUCGGGCACAAUAAUCGUCGAGGGCUGUUUCUGCUCAACAUACAGACCUUGGUGUGGAGUCAGCUACACUACACGGGAAAGGUCCCAGCAGCCCGAUACGGCCAUUCCAUGUCGCUGAGUGAGUGCAAACGAUACCUUUACAUCUACGGCGGGACCUCUGGACAUGUGUUCUUUGACGACUGCUGGCGUUACUGUCUACGCACACGUGAAAUGAUUGAGAUGGAGACCCAUGUGUUGCCUAUGCCCAGAGCAUCCAUACAGGCCCAUCAGUCUCUGUUAUCCCAACCGCUGCGGCGACGAACAGAGCCUCAAAUAAUCCCGACUCAACGCGUCACUCCCAGAGCGAGUACUGUGCGAGCAUUGAAUCCUGACCAACCUCCGCCGACAUACAAGCACGUGUGCGUCGUGUAUGGUAACAAACUCUACGUGUUAGGAGGCGGUUCACCAGACUGCCAAACAGAAACACAACUGUUAGUGUACGCCCUCGACUUCAACACCAACACAUGGUCUCUGGUGCCUGCCUUGGGAGAGAGUGAUGUGGAGGACUGGGACACCGAGAGCGAGGGCGAGUCAGAACGUGAUACAGUACCCAAUAGCAUGCAGCAUAUGCGGUUUGUUGGUGCCACCAUACUCGGAGUCGAUCCACAAAACACCGAUCAAAUCAACCUACCCAGUGUAGAGCGGCUGCGACGUCUGCUCCCAGGACUGCUCAGAUGGGGUCUAGCGUAUAUGAGAGCAAAUGAGACACAGAUACAGGCCGUGUUGGAUGGCGCCGAGCUGCAGUUGCGCCCCAACGGAUCCAUCGUCCUACUACAACAACAAGGCGACGAAUGGGUUGAGAACACAGCACUAGGAGCCCUGCUAGUGCCAGAGACACACAUAAACGCACAUGCACAUGCACACACACGCACACACACACACACACACACUGCUGUCGCUGCCAGCGCACAUUUGAAUACGAGCACAGAGUUACAUGCAGACACGCCUCACUCGAGUGGCGAUACAAGCAGCCCCAGGGGAAUUACACACAGCUCUGAUGGAGACACGGAUAUGCAUGAGCUAGCAAGCACAUACAAUAGUACGAGAGAUAUGGAUAUGGGCACAUCCGGCCAUCCCGCUUUAACGGCGGAGCGAGCAACGGGACGGCAACCACACGCGGACGCACCAGGCACAGCGAACGGACAGGAAUCAACCGCACAACAGAUAGACCAACAGCGAGUCAGAGGUACAGAGAGUAUGAGACCCGAAUUAACCACACAACAAAUACAGCAGCAACGGCUUAGAGGGUUGGCGUUUAUUGAUCGCUUGGUAUCUAUGAAUGCCCAGGCGCAGCAGGACCCGUACAGACGAACUAAUCCGAUGUCACCAAUGCCUCCACGGGCGCCAGAAGCGCGAGGAGGGGUAGCACAAGACCACGGACAAGAACACGUACAGUACAACGCUGCAUCAAGUGCAGACGACGGUGAACACACACAACCCGAUACACACACACCUAGCCAUGCACACAUACAGGCAGACAACUACGCCCAACAGGAGACAAGCAUACAACAAAGGGGGGAAGCCAACUUGCAGGACCCCGACAGCGAUAUGUUCUUAACCACCGACGACAGUGCAGAAGGCCUUGGCGUGUCUUCGGAUUCGCUUUUGGACUCGGACGGUGAGUCAGACCCAGAUAUCGACACAGCCACAGACACGGACGGCGAAGACGAUAGGAACGGCGCGGAUAUGGACGCAGGGGGGCAUGUCCAUGACAGCUGGACGGGCAGCGUGCGCGUGAUUGAGACUAGGCCGGAGGGGGAGGUCAGCUCGUUGUACCCGUCCGCAAGACGGUCGCACACAUGCUGUGUGCACAAGAACAAGAUAUAUAUAUGUGGUGGCACGAAUGGUAAAGACUCGUACACUGAUAUGUGGGCCUUGAAUAUGGACACUUUGAAGUGGGAAAAGGUGAAGGCGAAAGGCCUGCUCCCGAUAUUCUUCCACACCCAUGUCAUUACCUCGGCUGGUCAAGUAUUACUGUAUGGAGGCCGCCAGAGUGCACGUGAUGAGACCCGCGUAGCCACCGUUUCCCAUAUAUGGGUCGACGUGCCUUCACUGAAAGCCCUUGCAACCAUGGCAACCAGCGCCUGCAGUAGCAAGGCUGCCUAAGUUGUCUAUUCUGGAUAUAAUUUGUUUAAACGUAUAUAGUCUGAGAUCGAAUUCGACAUCUCAGAAAGUUACCACAUGACUAUUGAGUAGCCACCAAUAGAUCGGCAUAUAAUGCGGGUUUGGCUGAGUAUCAAUAGAUCGGCAUAUAAUGCGGGUUUGGCUGAGUAUCAUAACUCAGUCAAAGAGACCCGCAGCGGCGUAAACCUGUACGCAGAUAUUAUUCAUCCG
Sphaeroforma arctica JP610 is the source of this 3058-nucleotide messenger RNA. RefSeq lists its product as hypothetical. Gene Ontology annotation, biological process: positive regulation of stress-activated MAPK cascade. The record is from RefSeq and is a predicted model, not a curated record. Bases 293 to 2830 code for a protein of 845 amino acids. Gene Ontology annotation, molecular function: protein binding. Lineage: Eukaryota; Ichthyosporea; Ichthyophonida. The transcript is spliced from 10 exons.